AUGGCUACAUCAGAAAAGACCGAGAGUGGGUACUUCACCUCAGAGGAUGUGGAUGCAGCUCCUGCAAACAUCAACAGCGUCUUGGUCAAUCCCUUCAUUGGAAUGCGACAUGAGAAGAUGGACGAGCUCAUAGAAGCAUUCAUAAAUAAAACAAAGAUCGAAGAUAUAUACCAUGAAGUGAUACGAAAAGGAGCAUUCUUGGCUCAGGACGGUGAGGCAUUCGGAGGGCCGCGCACAGAUAGCCUUCGUCUCAAGCCAGAAGAGAUUGAAGCCCUCAGACGAGAAGACCCCAAGACCGGAAACAAAUGGGAUCAGCCGUGGAUACUAUACGCACUGGUCGCUGUGCAGGGCUGGGAUGAGACCGCAGUGAAUGGCGCUCAGUUGUGUAGCUUGAACUGGAGGUUGAUGCUCGCCUCUCCCAUGCUACUACCUCUCAUAGCGGCUGCCUACGUCUUCACCCUCCCGGAGUCACCGCGAUGGCUGCUCCUCAAGGCUCGGCAGGGAAAGACUGCCUAUUACGAAAAGGCUUUCCGCUCCCUUUGCAGACUCCGUCAUUCCCGGCUCCAGGCCGCACGGGACCUCUUUCUUAUGCAUCAUCUCCUCGACGGCGAAGAAAAGAUCAAGCAAAACCGUAAUCGAUUUGUGGAAUUAUGGAGUGUUGACCGCAAUCGCAGAGCUCUGGUGGCAUCUUUGACCGUCAUGUUCCUGCAACAGAUCUGUGGAGUGAACGUCAUGGCCUUCUAUUCAUCCGAGAUUCUGAGUCCUGUACUUGGCGACAAAGCUGGCCUUCUGGCUUCGAUGGGGUUCGGAAUCCUGAAUUUCUUGUUUGCUCUGCCGGCGGUAUACACAAUAGAUACUUUCGGACGCAGGAAUCUGCUUCUUUGCACGUACCCAUUCUUGGCUUUCUUCCAGCUUCUGACUGCCAUGGGAUUUUUGCUUCCAUCUGGGAGUCACAGCCGAACGGGGCUAGUGUUGACCGGGAUGUACCUCUUCAGCGUUUUCUACAGCCCAGGGCAAGGUCCCGUACCAUUCGUGUACUCUGCCGAAUCAAUGCCAUUGUACGUCAGAGAUCUAGGUAUGUCAAUGGCCACCGCGACUCUUUGGUUUUUCAACUUCCUACUGGCCGUCACAUUCCCGAGGUUCCAGUAUUCCUUUGGCAACACGGGUGCUUUUGGCUAUUAUGCAGCUUGGUGUGUUGUAGGAUGGUUCAUGAUAUUAUUUCUUGUGCCCGAGACGAAGAAUUUGACUCUCGAACAAUUGGACGCACGAUUCAACAUUCCGACCAAGACGCAUGCACGCUGGGCUGUGAAAGAGGUGGUCUUUGUCGUCGAGCACUAUCUCCUUGGGCGGAAAGGGGCAAGCAGACCAGUCCUGAGUGUGCCGACGGAAAGUGAGGCCGAAAUGGACAAGCGCAGGCUUCCACCGCGAAAAUUGUCGAUGGAAAUCGAACAACGAGAGAUUCCGGAUACCGAGGCUUGA
This is a messenger RNA of Letharia lupina, 1479 nucleotides long. RefSeq lists its product as uncharacterized. The coding region runs from base 1 to 1479 and encodes 492 amino acids. Gene Ontology annotation, biological process: transmembrane transport. The record is from RefSeq and is a predicted model, not a curated record. Lineage: Eukaryota; Fungi; Ascomycota; Lecanoromycetes; Lecanorales; Parmeliaceae. Gene Ontology annotation, molecular function: myo-inositol:proton symporter activity. The transcript is spliced from 3 exons. Gene Ontology annotation, cellular component: membrane.